Xenia sp. Carnegie-2017 is the source of this 3656-nucleotide messenger RNA. Its product is annotated as enhancer of polycomb homolog 1-like. The coding region runs from base 1041 to 3113 and encodes 690 amino acids. The record is from RefSeq and is a predicted model, not a curated record. NCBI's taxonomy places the organism in Eukaryota, Metazoa, Cnidaria, Anthozoa, Malacalcyonacea, Xeniidae. Gene Ontology annotation, cellular component: piccolo histone acetyltransferase complex. Gene Ontology annotation, biological process: regulation of transcription by RNA polymerase II. The transcript is spliced from 15 exons.
CAAGUGCUGUAAAAUCAUAGGAGGGAGGUUAAAGUGUCAUAUGAAAAGAUUGAACUUUUAAACAGCAGGGCGAAAAGAAUAUUUGGAGGGGCGGCACCCUAUGCACUCCCACCUUCCCACACUUCCUCUUAAAUUGAUCGUUGUAGCCUAACUGGGCAAGACUAGGCAUACAAUAUAUAUAGCCACUACUGUAGACACUCAAGGAUUUCAAUAUAGAUGGCCUCUACCUAGAACCAAAAUUCAGAACAUGUUUGUUUAAAUCCUUGCUUAUACAUGUGUCUUGAUCUUGAGUAAUAACUAAUAGACUUCUAUUUUUUAUGCAUUUGAUUUCAAUUCAGUUGUGUUAGCUUUUUUUGAACCAUGCUAUGUAAAUAAAAUAUACUUUGUAAAUUCAGGUUAUUGAGAUUUUCGGUCGUUAUCAUUAGUGUCAUAUCAUACUGGUAUCAUAUUGUCCACGGUCGUCAACGGUCUGCCAAUGACUACCUGCUAAUGUAAUUUGCAACUGCGCUAACAGUUGUGGAUAAGUUGGUCAAUUUGAGUGCCGAAAGUACUAUUAAAUCGUUGAUAUGACAAUUUGAAUUAUGUCGUCUCUGACGAUUUUUGCAAAAUCAUAAGAAGCGCUUCAAGAAAAUCGUAUCAAAAUUUUGCUACCUUUAAAAAGAGGUCACAUCCCGAAGUCUCAAUUGUUAAAUGGGCGGAAUAAUAAAAGUUCUUAGCAUUUCUUUAUGCUAUUUCUUUGUGAAUUCGAAGUUAUUGUAUUUUAAGAUCGUCUGCGCAUGUGUGCGCAUCACACGAAUGCAUUGUGGGAAAAAACAACAGCAACAGUAUUUUGCCGCCAUGAUGGAUUUUCAAAAUAAGCAAUCAAUAAUAAAAUUCUAUCAGAAUGAUUGAAAAACCUGGAAAAUGACGAAUCAAAUGUACAUCAUGCGCUAGAAAAACUUCCAAAAUUCUACACCACUGUGUAAUUUUCGAAGCUCCACGAGAGUGGAGACGGCAAGCUUGCUACGAACUUCGACUCAUCUUGGAAAAACAGAAUCAGGAUGAGUAAAUCGUUUCGAGCUCGUCAGCUGGAUUCCAGCAAACCGCUUCCCGUUUAUCGGGUUGAGGAGCUGCCAGAUUUAAGUGAGUUAUCAACGAUCAAUCGUGCAGUACCUCAAAUGCCGACUGGAAUGGAAAAAGAGGAGGAAACCGAGCACCACCUUCAGCGAGCUAUUUCUGCCCAGCAGGUCUAUGGAGACAAACAACAACUUGUCAUCCCUACACCUGAAACCAAACCAAUCGAUAUUGAAACUGCACUAGUUGGUGGAAUUGAAGGCGACUUCAAAAUGCCAAAGCAGUAUAUUCAUAUACAAGCACUUGGUGUGGAAGAUGAACAACCAGAAUAUGAUAUGGAUGAGGAAGAUUCUGAAUGGUUGUCUAGGUUCAACAAAGAUAAAGAAAAGGUGUCUUGUGACAAAUUUGAGCAUAUCAUUGAUAGACUGGAAAAGAGCUCAGGAAAUCAGGUGUUGUCAAUAACUGCAGCCAAAGCUCUAAUUAAAGAUGAAGAAUAUUUGGAAGCUGUGUACGAUUAUUGGGUUAAAAAACACAAUAGAAGCAACAUGAAUGGCUUGAUUCCUACUUUAAAAUCAGAGAAAAAGGACGCGUCAUCCCCCAAUGAUCCAUACAUUGCAUUUAGACGUAGAAUUGAGAAAAUGCAGACACGUAAGAACCGGAAAAACGAGGAACUGUCAUAUGAGAAAAUGCUGAAACUUCGGAGAGAUCUAAAUACUGCAUGUACUAUUCUUGAUAUGGUGAAAAGGCGAGAACAACAUAAAAAGGAUGCUUUGAAAAUUACAGUUGACAUUUUUGAUUACAGAUACAAAUGCGGCGACUUUGAUGGACAAUUGUUUACUCAAUGUUUGGAGAUGUUGAAAAUUCAAGACCACAAUCAUGUUCCUAUUUACACUGGAACAACAGCAGCUUCUGGUAAUCGUGUUUCUUCUGGCUCUGAAACACAUGAAAAAGACGAACGGACAGAGGAUGUUAAGUUGAGAAGAGAUGUUUUGGCCGAGUUAAGGAAAAAACGACUUACACCUCAAAAUAUUGGCAGUCCGUACAAUCAACCUGAACUGCCUCUCGAACCAGAUGAUGAUUCAGAUGAACCAGAUGGUAUAUAUUCCUUUAAAAGAAGGCCUGGUUGUCGAUACCUUGCGCCUCGACUCGAAGGUAGUUGGCCUUGGGAAUGUCCCGGACAUCCGCGCUACAGAUACACAUUGACGUCAUUAUCUAGACCUUCAAGAUUGCUCGGUUAUGCAAGAAGACGUUUAGGAAGAGGGGGAAGGGUGCUGAUCGAUCGUACAAGUUCCUCCCUUGAUGAUCGUUUAGAAGAACUUGGAUCAUUUCUAGAUUCAUCAGUAUCGUUGCGAAAUAGUUUUUACGAAUCAGAUCGUUAUAAUGAUGAACAGAAACCUUCUAGCUGGAGACACUACCGACCUCGAAAACCUAGAUUUAUGCAAUCUUCAAUCGAUAUAACUUUGGCUCAUGAUGAUUCCAUUCUUGAUGAAUGCGUGAAAGAUGUUGCAAUAGAAAAACAAGAACAUAACGAUAUUCAGGACUAUCGACCUAGUCGUAAAAUUAGACGAACAUUUUCAACCCAACCUACUUCAACAUUCACACUCAAUUCUUCUUUAUCCAACGGUGUUCACCAAAACUCCGAUUGUACAGAUGAUAUUUCGCCCGUUGAACGAGACAAGAAUGAUGUAAUCACUAAUGGACCUACGGUUAGCAAUAACAAUUCAUCUUUAUUAUGGAAAGGCAAUUCUUCCGCUAGUCGAAACACAUUUUCCACUGCUCCUGUGAAGGCUGUUUAUGCAUUGAACUUCCCUUCGACAACAACGAAUAUCAAUUUAACAAAUAACGUACUUAAAGGGAAUAACAAAAUCGGAGCACUUUCAAAUAGUCGAAUUCCUGUUACUUCCCGUUUGUCAAUCAAUCGGCACGGUCAAACGAAUAAUGUCCUGAAUAGAAGUAAUUCUGUUGAUACCAUUUUGACCAGUCCGAUACACCAAAUUCCCAAUCAAAUCCCGGGCUUAGUAAAUGGAUCUCCCGCUGUGAAAGGUCAAGGAAUCACGUGACACGUACCUAAAGUAAAUAUAUUAGGAAUAUUGCCUGUACUUUCUUGCACACACGACGUCACACUAGUUUACUGCAAAUCAUAUGUAGAGGCAUGUCCUGUCCUGCUAGACGACAUCACUCCUAUUUAGUCAUGUUUGGCAUCUUUGUAUAUUGCACUCUCACAGAUACCUCAAUCCACAACAUUUGUCAUCAAAUGGCUCACGGCAUUACUCCUAUUUCACCAUCAACGUCCUCAUGCAUCCGCCUAAUGCAACCUUUACCGCUAAUACGACACCAAUGAUUUUGAUUUAUCUAAAAUUGGCCGUCAUUGUACUUUACACUUGGCAUUUUUAUUUACUAAACUAUAUUUUAAAUUCCUGCAUUAUCUUUCCUUGGGAAACAUGAACGACAUAUGUAUCUCACGGGAAGAUCAAAUGAAGCAUUUCUUGUCUUGAUAAACCUUCAACAUCCUGCCGUCAACAUUAGUGUUUCUCAUUGCCUAUGUUUAAUUUUAUAAAAGAAAGAUUGCGUCGAAUAGCAGAAAAUGGAUGUGCGUUGAAAUG